AGCAGGGCUGCGGUAUCACGACAUCACCGUGCGCCAAGUGGAUGACGUCACAACCCGGGGGCGUGCUGGGCUGCUCAGGCCAUAAAAGCCAAGGAAUGCUGCGUCGAUCAUGACAUCACAGUGCACGAAGUGAAUGACAUCACAGAAUGGGGGGGUACUGUGCCCCCUGUUCAUGACCUCACACUGGGGAAAUGCUGCACUGAGCAUGACCCUGCACCAUGGCAGUGCUGUGGUGUGCAUGACACCACAGUGCCACGGUGCCAUGCUGUACAUGAUACCACAUUGUGUAGGUGCCGCAUUGUGUCUGACAUCACAAUCAAGGACACCGCAUUGUGACAUCACAAUGCAGGAUGUGUUAGGAACAGCCCGGAUGGAACUCAUUGCAGCAUGAGACACUAAGAUGGGACAUGAUAACUGUCUACAGCUUGCAAACACCAAGCAAGAGGAAGAAUUAUUUAGUGUGGUUCACAGAGAAACAACUGGAAGUGAUUAGGUGAAAUUAAGAGGGAUAACUGAGGCUGAAUAUCAGGAAACGCUUCCUGACAGUGAGAUGUACUGGGUUGUGGAAUAGUCUCCCAAAGGAAGUGGUGAAAGCCUCAUUGCUCUGGACUUUUAAAAUUGGAUCAUACAAACAUGUGCUACAGUAUCAGAGAAAGAUCGAGAUCAGAUGCCCUAACAAUUCUUUCUCUUCUCUAAUAUAAUACUAUGAUGAUGAUAAUAAUAAUCAAUCUCAUAUACAGUGAUUUUCAUCCAUAGAUCUCAAAGCAAAUUGUGUAUAUGAUUAACAAGUGGGGUUUUUUUACCCGUGAAAGCUUAUGCCCAAAUAAAUCUGUUACUCUUUAAGGUUCCACUGGACUCCUUAAUAUUAGUUUUAAAACCUCAAAUUACAAACCCUUUGUAAAAAAUGUUGAUAAUUUUUAUUCAUGAUUUUCCAAUAAGUAGGCAAAACUACAGCACCCAGAAGGGAAAAUGAUCUCUCUUCAGAAACAGCACAGAAAAUAAAGGUAGAACAUGACACGGGAAAAAUAACACAGAAAAAAUUUUAAAAACCCCAAAUUUUGGAGAUAAAAGGCUUCAUACUGCUCCCAAUGAAAUCAACAGCAGGGAGCAGGAUUGGGUCCAUAGUCCACCAUGUUGGUUCCGGGGAAGAAUAGAUAUACUAAUGUAUUUUAAUAACAAAUUCAGCUGUAUACAUAAAAAUAAAUCAAAAAUCAAAACAGCAGUUAAAUGUUUCCUACCGUUUGUACCUAGUCUCAUAUCCCUUGCUCACUUAUAGCUGCCUAUAAUUUUAAAGUUUGCAUUGGGCUGCUGAAACUAAAGCACAAACUCUAGAAUCAAAGGACUCAAAGUUCAGUUUUGUAUCAGUAAGCUCCCUUUCCAAUCGAUGGCAUUUACUUGCACUCGUUUUCAGGUGGUGCUUGCCAAAAAACUGUGAGCUUUUGCUUUUUGAAAAACAGUGCUAUAUAAGACAUUUGUUUUGUAGUGCUUAAUUAUAAGGACAAAUAAGAAUUUUUUAUGUCUACAUUUUUGAAGUUUGUUCCCUAAGAAAUUAUAAGUUUUUCCUUUUUUUGCCACUAAUGUAAUUGACUAUAAGAGUUAAAAUGCUGUUAAUUUACCAAAUGAAUACUAACCAUGUGACCUGCUACCUAGAUAAGAAGGAGGAAGUCUUUAGAGACCAUAUUCUUCACAGUUCUUUGCAACCGCCAAGAUAAUGGCAACACAAUUUCUGCAGAUGAUGGACAAUUUAAAUAUAAGUGACCCAAAAGAAAUGAUGAGUUUAGCCAUAAAGUGGGUACAGAAGACAUUUCCAAAUGUGGAAUCGGUUACCACAGAGACAUUGCAAUGCUGGAUGGAAGAGAAGCCAGAGGAAUUAAUCAUUCUUGACAUCCGGAGUGCAGCUGAAUUUGAAGUCAGCCAUCUGCCAGGGGCAAUACUCAUUGACCCUCAGAGUGAUACACUGCAAGAAUUUCUGCAGAAACAGCUCCUUCCAGAGAGUAAAAAUAAAAACAUCAUUUGCUAUUGCACUGUGGGAUACAGGGCUUCCAGGGCUGCCCAGAGCGUGAAUGAGUUCUUGUCAAGUGAAGCCAGCCAAACCCGCAAAACUUCCCUGAAGGUUUAUAAUGCAGAAGGAGGACUGGUGAAAUGGGCCAGUGAAAGAAGGCUGAUGGUGGACAAGCAGGAGCAUCCCAUUCACCUCGUUCACCCCUGCAAUGCAGAAUGGGCAAAACUACUGGAACCAGAGCUGCAAGCACAGAUCUAAAGCAUUUCUGCAAGUCUGAUCUAACUGGGGCCUCUAGGUGAAAUACAAAUUAAUAAUAAGAAUAAAAAUCAAUGGGGGCCCCAAUCUCAACUGUGUCUUGUAGGCAUAACUAUAAUGCUACUAAUAGAGGAUUACAAUAUGUAUUGUAGUUGUUUUAAUUGGUGGGCAGAACUGGCUAAAGAUACUAAGCUAGCUUUUCAGCUGGUCU
Chelonia mydas (Green sea turtle) is the source of this 2468-nucleotide messenger RNA. RefSeq names its product tRNA uridine(34) hydroxylase. The transcript has 4 exons. NCBI's taxonomy places the organism in Eukaryota, Metazoa, Chordata, Testudines, Cheloniidae. Gene Ontology annotation, molecular function: thiosulfate-cyanide sulfurtransferase activity. The record is from RefSeq and is a predicted model, not a curated record. The coding region runs from base 1712 to 2260 and encodes 182 amino acids.